ACUCCACCGGAAGUUUGGCUCUACUUGGCGCUAGCUUCGUACUGCAAAGCCACAGGAUAAAGCUGUCGUUUUCGGGAAAUGAAACAACUCCGAAUUUCCAAAAAUUAAUCAAAGCUCUAGGAACGGGCCGCCAUGGUGGAGACGCCAGAAGGGGGCGCCGCUCUGCUGCGCAGCCGCAAGCCGUCGCUGAUCGAGGCCCUGAGCGCCGACGCGGACCACGUGCUGCAGCACGCCGACUCCCUGUCCCUGCUCUCCCUGGGGGAGUACCGGCGGAUCAAAGCGCUGGCCGACCCCUCGCAGAAGGUCCGCGACCUGCUGGACUGCGUCAUACAGAAGGGGCGGGGCCCCGCCGACGCCUUCCUGGAGUUUCUGGGGAAGGCCGACACGCGGGACACUUUCCCCACGCUGUCCGUCAUCCUGCAGCGGGCGGAGCUUCCUCAGGAGGCCCAAGAGAAAGCCAACACCAAAAGGAAAAGGAAAAGUGAGGAGAAGGCAACAGAAAUGUUUUGCAAGAAACAGAAAUGCGAAGCCGGGUCGGAGCUGGUGACGGAGAAGCAGAUGAUGCUGGUGGCGCGGUGCCUGGGCCGUGACUGGAAGCAGCUGGGCAGGGUGGCGCUGGGGGUCUCCACGGUCCGGCUGGAGCAGAUCGAGGAGGAGAACCCCAGGGACCACGUGGAGCGGGUGUUCGCCAUGCUGCGGGUGUGGCGCGACAGGGAGCGCUGGACCGCCACCGCCGCCCGCCUGCACGCGCUCCUGUCCGCCGACGAGUGCGGCCCGCCUCCCGAGAGCGUCGACUUCCUCCUGGACCCCGCCUGAGCGCCGCCCGCUACCGCUCUCUGACUGCAGGGGGCGCUCUCACUCACACUUUACCCCGGGAAAAAUUAAAUGUGUGUGUGUGUGUGUGUGUGUGUUCAUACAUGAGUGCGAGUGUAGGCUCAUGUGUGUUUGGGGGUUAGCACGGGAAAGAGUGUGUGUGUGUGUGUGUGUGUGUAUGUGUGCGUGUGCCUGUGGUAGUGCUAGUGUGUGUAUGCAUGUGCGUGUUCAUGCGUGUGUGAACGCAUGUGCCUACGGUCGUUCUUAUGUGUGUGUGUGUGUGUGUGUGUGUGCCUGUGGUAGUGCUAGUGUGUAUGCGUGUGUGUGCACAUGCUUGUGCAUGCGUGUGUGCCUGCGGUAGUUCUUGUGUGUGUGUGUUUGUGUGUUUUUUUAAGUGAAUCAGGAUCUUUCACAUGGCAUUCUUUCUUUGUUAUAAUGGGCUGUUACCAGACAAUCAAUGCAAGUUUUAAUUUAAAUAAUGAAUCCAAGUUCUGUUCACACUAGACAAGGCUUUAUAAUGUUUUUAAGCAAAACAGGGCGAGGGACAGCUGUCUUAUCAGUUAUGACAUCAUAACAGCUCAUUGUGCAUUAGUUUCUUUCCUCAACUACACAGUAAAAACUAUCAAUAGACUGCUGUCGCCUUCUAGUGGUCAAGUUUAGUUUCUAAAAUCAGCCUUUCCCAACUCUCCUCUAAAACCUUACAAAGCCACCUUUCCACACAUCAUCACUGUGGUCCCAUAUCACAUUGCCGUGAAACCAAAACUGCGCUGCUGUCAGAGAAUAUGUCUUCUCUGUGUGAACGGUUGCUAAAUUUUCAGAUUGAUUGAUUUUGUAUCAUUCCUGCAAUAUUCAAAAUUUAAUACAGAAUCCAAACAUAUACAGUAUAUACUUUGUUGUAUAUUUUUAAAUAAAUCAAAAUUAUGUAUUGGC
Molecule: messenger RNA, 1743 nt
Organism: Anguilla anguilla (European eel)
Lineage: Eukaryota; Metazoa; Chordata; Actinopteri; Anguilliformes; Anguillidae
Exons: 4
Coding region: 133-816 (227 amino acids)
Biological process (GO): regulation of apoptotic process; signal transduction
Molecular function (GO): protein binding
Source: RefSeq, a predicted model, not a curated record